Messenger RNA from Amaranthus tricolor (Joseph's coat), 2398 nucleotides. Its product is annotated as probable serine/threonine-protein kinase PBL24. The transcript is spliced from 5 exons. Bases 6 to 1922 code for a protein of 638 amino acids. The record is from RefSeq and is a predicted model, not a curated record. Gene Ontology annotation, molecular function: ATP binding; protein kinase activity. Gene Ontology annotation, biological process: protein phosphorylation. Lineage: Eukaryota; Viridiplantae; Streptophyta; Magnoliopsida; Caryophyllales; Amaranthaceae.
UCGACAUGAAUUGCCUACCGUGCUUUAACAAGGACGAUGACGAAGAAGAAGCCGCUGAUCCUCAACAAACUAACGCCAAGAAAGAUAAUCCCGCCCAAUUGGAAGCCGCUAAAGAAGCUUCUUCCUCUAAAGCUCAAGCUUUUAACUUUCGGGAACUAGCCAUGGCGACAAAGAAUUUCCGACAGGAAUGUUUAUUAGGUGAAGGGGGAUUUGGUAGAGUAUUCAAAGGAAUGAUUCAUGCUUCUGGCAAGGUUGUUGCUGUAAAGCAGCUAGAUAGAAAUGGAAUGCAAGGAAACAAGGAAUUUCUUGUGGAAAUCCUGAUGCUCAGUCUUAUACAACACCCAAAUUUAGUCAGUCUUAUCGGUUAUUGUGCUGACGGAGAUCAGAGGCUUUUGGUAUAUGAAUAUAUGACGAUGGGAUCUCUAGAGAAUCAUUUGUUCGGUGACAAUUCUGACAAGAAGCCAUUGGAUUGGUACACAAGGAUGAAAAUAGCUUCUGGUGCGGCCAGUGGACUUGAGUAUCUGCACGAAAAGGCCAAUCCCCCUAUAAUAUAUCGUGAUUUAAAGCCUUCGAAUAUCCUACUAGAGGAAAACUAUGAACCAAAACUUUCUGACUAUGGUCUUGCUAAACUUGGAGCUGCUGGAGGUAAGGUAAAUCCUACAUCACGGGUAAUGGGAACAUAUGGUUAUUCUGCACCUGAGUACUCAAGUGGUGGUGAGCUUACUCUCAAAUCUGACAUCUAUAGCUUUGGAGUAGUAUUAUUAGAGCUUAUCUCUGGACGAAGAGCCAUCGACACAACUAGACCAAAUGACGAGCAGAACUUAGUUACAUGGGCACAACCAAUAUUCAGGGAGCCUAAGCGAUUCCCGGAUUUGGCAGAUCCACGCCUCAAUAAUAACUUCCCAGUGACAAGUCUAAACCAAGCUGUAGGAAUUUGCGCAAUGUGCCUUCAAGAAGAACCAUCUGUUCGUCCCUUAAUUAGUGAUGUUAUCGCUGCUCUUAGUUUCCUCGCGAUACCUCAACCGAGUACUAAUCUUGCCCCGGCUCAACCAGAAAAUAGUCAUGCUCCACCGUCAGAGCAGAGGAUGCAGUAUGACUCUGAGAUUAAACAGAAUCAAUCAUCCCACUCAGAUAAAGAUAGCUCAUCGUGUGAUGAUGAUAGAAACAGUGAAGAAAGUGAAAGUUCAGGUGACGACUAUUCUACUUCUGAUCAUCGAAAUGAAGGAAGUUCUCAAACUUCAUCGGGAGAGAAAGACAGCAGUACUCUAUCUUCGGAGAGGGGAAGUGAAUGCCAGGACUCAGAUAGAAGACACAGCUUUGAUAAUAAUUCAGAAGAACAAAGCACUUACUCAGACUCGGAUAGCGAAGGUGACAAUACCAAUUAUGAAGAUGCUGAAACUUCAGAGGUUGAAGAUUCAGGAACAAGAUCAACAAAUUCCAGUACUAAUUACAGUUUAUACUCGGCCCAAAGUACUGGCAGCAGCUUAAAAUCAGAUUCCGGAAAUAAAUCUUCAGCCAACGGAAGUAGCAGGAGAUCUUCGCCCGCAAAAGAUACUGGUUCUCGUCAAAGAAAGCCGGUUGUAACAUUUAAGGAACCAAGUUUGAGUGCAAAGAAAAAUGGUACCAGACCUGAGGGAGGAAAAUGCAGUUCCGACAAUUUAAAUAGUAAUAAUAAUCAGACAGCUACUGCUGCUACUGGUACAGAUGGUAGGCAACACCAAAGUUCAAGUUCUUCUUCAAGUUCAGAAGAAAGUAGUGACUCUGAGGAUGAGGUACCUCCAAGACACAAGGAAGUCACAAAAGUUUCUCGAACGAACGAUAGUAAAGAUAAUGAAGAAAAAGAUGGGGAUAAAAAUAACCAUAGAGUUUUUGAAAAAUCUGAAAAAGAGGUUCCAAAGUUACGGCAUCUCAAAACCAGGUGAUUUUCAAGAGAUGGGCAUUACACGAUACUCCGUUUACUUGUUUCCGAACAGUUUGAACAUAGAACAGAAAAAAACUGAUCAGUAUAAAUGUAGCAGCUUAUCACCCUCUUCCUCUCAAUUCUCAUGACAUAUCCUAAGAAUCAGGCAGUUGAGGAAGAUGGCACCAUGCUGUUUGUAGUGAGGGAUUAAUGCAAAUCCUGGUUACAAGGUUUCUUUUCGAGUUUCCUUACAUUCUUGUGUUAGUUUGAUUUAAUCAUGACAUGUUUCCUUUGUUUCUCUAGUUCUUCCUUUUUUGGACCCCCGCUUUGAAAAACAAGCUAUUUUUGUAAUAACACAUUGAAGUGUUAGAUUUUAAAGACUUGUAGGCAGAAAACAAGCUUGAGAAGACUUGGUUUUGUUUCAUUUUUAAUUUUUAUUAACCAGUGUAGUGCUCAGCACAUCAGUUUGUGUUCUGAUUCAUCAAGCUGUCUCACUUA